CGUUAAAUUGAAAUUUCAUCCAAAAUAUUUUUCCUCCCUCUGCUUCUUCUUCUCCACGAUCAUUCGCUUCCAUCUCUCCUCCACCAGAUCUGAAUCUCUCUGUGGAAUCAAUAACCAUUUUGUGAUUUGAGUUGAUUAGAUCCGAUGGAGAAUGGGGAGAUAGAAAAUCAAGAUGAUGAUAAUCAUCAUCAUCAUAUACCCGUAUCUCAUCAAACUGUUGUUGGUGGUCGGAGGCAAUAUACACCGGUGGUGGCUCAUGAUCGUGCUGUUCUUGAAAUGACUUCUUUAGAAUCUGGAGGAGGAGGAGGUGGAGCAUCUUCUGCUCCUCCACCACCUUCUUCCGGUGGUUUACCCGUUCCCAGUAAUCCAUUAAAAAAUAUAAAACUCGAUGCCGGAGAAACAUCAUCUCCUUCACGUGGAAAUCAAGAUAGGCCUCAGAGAGAUUCCAAAUUGGAGUUGUUUGGUUUUGAUUCUCUUGUAAAUAUUCUGGGUCUCAAGAGCAUGACAGGUGAACAACUAGCGGCACCUUCAAGUCCAAGAGAUGGGGAAGACGUUUCUAUCACACUUGGACUCCCUAAGCCAAAUGAUCUCAAAAUGGGGACUAUGAUGGGUGUGUUUGUACCUUGCUUGCAGAAUAUUUUGGGAAUUAUAUACUAUAUUCGGUUUUCCUGGAUUGUUGGUAUGGCAGGCAUAUGGGAGUCACUAUUGCUGGUUUCUUUUUGUGGCUUGUGCACUUUUUUGACGUCCAUAUCAUUAAGUGCAAUAGCUACUAAUGGCGCAAUGAAGGGUGGUGGACCAUAUUAUUUAAUUGGUCGAGCACUUGGUCCAGAGGUUGGUGUUAGUAUUGGGCUGUGCUUUUUCCUCGGGAACGCAGUUGCCGGAUCCAUGUAUGUUUUGGGGGCAGUGGAAACCUUUUUAGAUGCUGUGCCGGCUGCCGGGAUUUUCAAAGGGAGCAUAACAAGUGUCAAUGCUACUUCAGGAGCUGCAGAACAUAUUCAAACUCCAAAUCUUCAUGACCUUCAAGUAUAUGGACUUGUCGUAACUAUUAUCUUAUGUUUUAUUGUGUUUGGGGGAGUAAAAAUUAUCAACAAGGUUGCGCCUGCUUUUCUUGUACCUGUCCUACUUUCAAUAUUUUGCAUAUUUGUUGGGAUGUUUGCAGCGAAGAAAGACUAUCCUUCACCUGGAGUCACGGGGUUGAGUGCUGAAACAUUUAAAGAUAAUUGGAGUUCAGAGUAUCAACGCACCAACAGUGCUGGAGUACCUGAUCCCGAGGGAUCGAGUUACUGGAAUUUUAAUGCAUUGGUAGGUCUCUUCUUCCCUGCUGUGACGGGAAUUAUGGCUGGUUCAAAUCGCUCUGCGUCAUUAAAAGACACUCAGCGGUCCAUUCCUGUCGGAACCUUGUCUGCAACUCUUGUGACCUCUGCGCUAUAUCUAGUAUCUGUUUUGUUCUUUGGAGCUCUUGCAACAAGAGAGAAGCUUUUAAAAGACAGGCUACUUACAGCUACCGUUGCGUGGCCUAUUCCUGCUGUUAUAUAUGUUGGAAUCAUUCUUUCCACUUUAGGAGCAGCACUUCAAAGCCUGACAGGUGCUCCAAGAUUACUCGCGGCUAUAGCUAAUGACGACAUUCUACCAGUCCUUAAUUAUUUCAAGGUUGCUGAUGGGGGUGAACCCCACCUUGCUACUCUUUUUACUGCCUUCAUCUGUAUGAUUUGUGUGGUGAUGGGGAACCUAGAUCUUAUCACACCGACGAUAACCAUGUUUUUCCUACUCUGUUAUGCGGGCGUAAAUCUAUCUUGUUUCCUUUUGGACCUUCUAGACGCUCCUAGCUGGCGCCCUAGAUGGAAGUUUCACCACUGGAGCCUCUCUCUUGUUGGAGCGUCACUUUGCAUUGUGAUCAUGUUCUUGAUCUCGUGGUCUUUCACGGUAGUCUCUCUAGCACUUGCCAGCCUUAUAUAUUAUUAUGUGAGCCUUAAAGGGAAAGCUGGUGAUUGGGGUGAUGGUUUUAAGAGUGCAUAUUUCCAACUUGCCCUCCGAAGUCUUCGAUCCCUAGGAGCAAAUAAUGUCCACCCUAAAAACUGGUAUCCAAUCCCUCUCAUAUUCUGCCGACCAUGGGGAAAGCUACCAGAGAAUGUCCCCUGCCAUCCAAAACUUGCGGACUUCGCUAACUGCAUGAAAAAGAAAGGCCGUGGUAUGUCAAUCUUCGUCUCUAUCCUCGAUGGGGACUACCAUGAUUGUGCAGAGGAUGCAAAAACUGCGUGCCGUCAGCUGAGCACCUACAUUGAGUACAAGCGAUGUGAAGGUGUAGCAGAAAUUAUCGUUGCCCCAAACAUGGCUGAUGGCUUUCGCGGAAUUGUUCAAACUAUGGGACUUGGAAAUCUCAAGCCCAACAUUGUAGUGAUGCGGUACCCGGAAAUCUGGAGACGGGAGAACCUAUUUGAGAUCCCAGCUACCUUUGUUGGCAUCAUAAAUGACUGCAUUGUUGCAAAUAAAGCCGUUGUGAUUGUUAAGGGUUUAGAUGAGUGGCCUAAUGAGUACCAAAAACAGUAUGGUACAAUAGAUCUGUACUGGAUCGUCAGGGAUGGUGGUCUCAUGCUUCUUCUCUCUCAGCUACUUCUCACUAAAGAAACCUUCGAAAGCUGCAAAAUACAGGUUUUUUGUAUCGCAGAGGAAGAUAUAGAGGCAGAGGAACUCAAAGCGGACGUUAAAAAAUUUCUAUAUGAUUUGAGAAUGCAAGCUGAGGUGAUUGUCAUUACGAUGAAGUCAUGGGAAGUGCAAGUGGAAGGUGGUCCUCCUCAACAAGAUGAUUCCAUAGAGGCAUUUACCAGUGCCCAAAGACGAAUUGCUUCAUAUUUGGGGGAGAUGAAGGAAAGAGCUCGAAAUGAGGGGACUCCAUUAAUGGCAGAUGGUAAACGCGUUAUUGUGAAUGAACAACAGAUUGAGAAAUUUCUGUAUACAACUCUGAAAUUAAACUCGACGAUAUUAAGAUACUCUAGAAUGGCGGCUGUGGUGUUAGUGAGUUUACCACCGCCACCACUGAAUCAUCCGCCGUAUUUUUACAUGGAGUAUAUGGAUUUAUUGGUGGAGAAUGUUCCUAGGCUGUUGAUGGUUAGAGGUUACAGAAGAGAUGUGGUUACCUUGUUCACAUAGUAGCUGCCAUAGAGUUUGUUGUCUUCUGACACAAAUCAUUGUAUCAUUUUUCCUUCAUUUUUUUUCUUCUUUUUCUCAUUUUAGGUCUGUUUAUUGUUAAUAUAUGUUUUUUAUAUCUGAAUUUUUGUAGGUAACAUUUUUACAUUCAUUCUUUUUCUGUCCCUAACUUGGACCCUGUUUUUUCUUUCUUCUUAACCAUGUACAUCCCUUGUGGGGAUGUUUGAUGAGUUUAGUUCAAGGCACAAUUCGAUGAAAUCGUAACUUAAAUUGAUCUUUUUAGUUAUUGAGUUGUA
This is a messenger RNA of Papaver somniferum (opium poppy), 3440 nucleotides long. Its product is annotated as cation-chloride cotransporter 1-like. Gene Ontology annotation, cellular component: membrane. Gene Ontology annotation, molecular function: chloride:monoatomic cation symporter activity. Bases 145 to 3147 code for a protein of 1000 amino acids. The transcript is spliced from 13 exons. The record is from RefSeq and is a predicted model, not a curated record. NCBI's taxonomy places the organism in Eukaryota, Viridiplantae, Streptophyta, Magnoliopsida, Ranunculales, Papaveraceae. Gene Ontology annotation, biological process: monoatomic ion transport; transmembrane transport.